AUGACUACAGAAGAAUCAUUUCGAGACCGUGCAGAAGGUGUGUCUUUUCGACACGAUCUGGUGGAAAUUUCCUGUCUUGAACCGGUCCCCGAGGGCCGCAUAGCCGAGUCCUACGCUGCAACCCGCUUUGAUCGGCCCUUUACUUGUUUUUCUUCGGGAGUCCGAACACCCUCCGGCCUCCACAGUCCGUCUUCUCAGCCGCCACAAAUAUCCACCUUUAUCAGCUCUAAACAGAAUUCUGCAACCACGUCGUCCACCACCACUACCCUCACUACUGCUCUUUCGACCGGCACUGAAAUAAGUAGACCUGGAGAGGAACAUGAGGGGGAAGAGGAGAUUGCAGAGGAUACUGCGGGUGUUGAUGGCAGUGACUCUGAAGUUGAUUCGUCAACCAGUUCGGCCAGUGAAGCACCUCUGCGCGUCUCUCGAGCAAUCACUGUGCCGCAUGUGAUUGCAGCUAGUGCGGGCAAAACCACACCCGCCGAUGCGUCAGUCACCGAUAAAAGUGCAAAUAUCGCGGACACCGUUGCACCUGAGACUCCUGGCAGCCAGGCUACAUGCGACAGCAAGAAGGAAGAAGAACGGGCAACAUCAGCAGAACAAGAGCCCUCCAAAUCUAGGGGUUCGUUGAGCACAGAAGCCAGCGUCGAAUCCAUCAGUUCGUUGCCAUUACCACCAGACAUGCCGCCACCUGCUGAGGAGGAGGAGGAGGAGGCGGGGGAGGGAGGAGAGGCCGAAUUCGGUGAGCAAAUGCCGACGACACAGCCGUCUCGGAAACGCAGUCGUCGUAAGCGCUCGCGGCACGUGCGUCGAAGCUCGGGCUCAAAACCAGUUACUGGGGAUGACGAGCCAUCACUCGUCUAA
This is a messenger RNA of Dibothriocephalus latus, 864 nucleotides long. NCBI's taxonomy places the organism in Eukaryota, Metazoa, Platyhelminthes, Cestoda, Diphyllobothriidea, Diphyllobothriidae. The record is from the annotation of a GenBank genome assembly.